Messenger RNA from Stegastes partitus (bicolor damselfish), 993 nucleotides. It is a transcript of the gene zmat5, whose product is annotated as zinc finger, matrin-type 5. Bases 139 to 663 code for a protein of 174 amino acids. NCBI's taxonomy places the organism in Eukaryota, Metazoa, Chordata, Actinopteri, Pomacentridae. Gene Ontology annotation, cellular component: U12-type spliceosomal complex. The transcript is spliced from 7 exons. Gene Ontology annotation, molecular function: zinc ion binding. The record is from RefSeq and is a predicted model, not a curated record.
CCCAUGCUGUGAUGUUUGUGUGAAAUAUCUGUGCAAAGGGAAGCAUUUAAGGCAGUAUUUUGUUUUUUUGUUUUCCAGCAAACAUCCCAGAGGACAGCAGAUUAUUCAAUGAUAUUCAAAAGGUGACCUCUGUGCACGAUGGGGAAGAGGUACUACUGUGACUACUGCGACCGGUCCUUUCAGGACAACAUGCACAACAGGAAAAAGCAUCUGAACGGCGUUCAGCAUCACAGAGCUAAAAAAGCCUGGUUUGACCAUUUCAGAGACGCUGCAACCAUUCUAUAUGAUGAGCAAACAAAGAAACCCUGCAGGAAAUUUCUCCAAAAAGGAAUUUGUGAUUUUCCUAACUGCAGGUUUUCUCACAUGUCCGAGGAGGAGCUGUUUCACCUAAAAAGACAGGUGGAAGAUGAAAGGCGGCGCAGAGAGGAUUCUGACGACAGAAUCAUGCCUGAGCCGAGUGUAGAAGAUUGGCUCUUGAGAAGGGAAAAGAGGCAAUCUGCCCUCAGUAGCAAAGGAGAUCUAAAAACUAAGGAUGACAAUGAAGAAGGUCAGCCAGAAAUUGACAUACCUCAACAAUUCCUCUCCAUUCCCGACCUUCCGCCCUCACUUCUGCCUCCUCCUCCAGGCGGCUGGAGAGUCAAAGCGAACACUGAAUGGGGCUGACAGACAUUCACUUUGGGCUUCACGUCACUUUUAAGUGGGUUUCCAAACAAGGUGGGACAUUAGCAGUAACUGCACAAACAAACCCUCAAAAUUGACUUUUUGACAACGUCAGAGCGACGACGUGUUGCUAAUUGAUGCUCCGUUCAGCUGCAGAGUGUCCUUAAAGUGACACUCCUCUGAGGAGUUACGCUGGAAGUCACGUCGUCCCAAAAGAAGCACGAGUGCUGAGCAGAUGGAAAUACUUUUUUUUUUGUAUUGUUCUGUUGUGCAUUAGCGGGGGAAUUUCUGAUGUCAUGACUCACAAGUUUACUCACCAAAUAGUAAAGUUGA